Molecule: messenger RNA, 8058 nt
Organism: Haliotis rufescens (red abalone)
Lineage: Eukaryota; Metazoa; Mollusca; Gastropoda; Lepetellida; Haliotidae
Product: pre-mRNA-processing-splicing factor 8
Exons: 44
Coding region: 144-7241 (2365 amino acids)
Biological process (GO): spliceosomal tri-snRNP complex assembly; mRNA splicing, via spliceosome
Cellular component (GO): U5 snRNP; catalytic step 2 spliceosome
Molecular function (GO): pre-mRNA intronic binding; U2 snRNA binding; protein binding
Source: RefSeq, a predicted model, not a curated record
AUGCCGGUCACGUGGUUUACGUAAACUGCACGUCGCGUCCAUCUUUGUGCGCGUACAAGAAACGUGGUCGAAAUGAAACUUUAAUAAUCGAAUGAAGUUUUGAAGGACACUUCAUUUGGAAUCCAAGAAGCUAACCUACAAGGAUGGCCUUCCCCUAUACAGUUAUAGGGCCUGGAGGCCAGCCCUUCUUGAUCAGUCAGCCAGUUUUACAGCAGAUAGUAGUACCUAUGGCUCCCCCGCAACAGCAGCCACCAAUGCCACAUCCUCCACAACCCCCUCCCCCUCAGCAACCUAAAGUGCCGGACUACAUGUCAGAGGAGAAGUUGCAAGAGAAGGCUCGUAAAUGGCAACAGCUUCAAUCCAAGAGAUAUGCAGAGAAAAGAAAGUUUGGCUUCAUUGAUGCCCAGAAGGAAGACAUGCCCUCAGAACAUGUGCGGAAGAUUAUCCGAGAUCAUGGUGACAUGACCAACAGAAAGUUCAGACACGACAAGAGAGUGUAUUUAGGUGCCCUGAAGUACAUGCCGCAUGCAGUGAUGAAACUGAUGGAGAACAUGCCCAUGCCGUGGGAACAGAUCCGUGACGUCAGCGUCCUCUACCACAUCACCGGAGCCAUCACAUUCGUCAACGAGAUACCCUGGGUCAUUGAACCAGUAUACAUUGCACAGUGGGGAACAAUGUGGAUCAUGAUGAGGAGAGAGAAACGUGAUCGGCGUCACUUCAAACGUAUGAGGUUCCCACCUUUUGAUGAUGAGGAGCCACCUCUAGACUAUGCUGACAACGUCCUGGAUGUGGAACCUCUGGAAGCAAUUCAGAUGGAUCUUGACCCAGAUGAAGACAAGGAUGUUGGUGACUGGCUGUACGAACACAAACCACUCAUUGACUCAAAACAUGUGAAUGGCACAACGUACAGGAAGUGGAACCUGACUCUCCCCCAGCUGUCGGUGCUGUAUCGACUGGCCAAUCAGCUGCUCACCGAUCUGGUCGACAGGAACUACUUCUAUCUGUUUGACCUCAAGUCCUUCUUCACAGCCAAAGCUCUCAACUUGGCCAUUCCUGGUGGACCCAAGUUUGAACCUCUGGUCAAAGAUAAGGACAUGCAUGAUGAGGACUGGAAUGAAUUCAAUGACAUCAACAAGAUCAUCAUCCGGCAACCAGUGAGAACAGAGUACAGAAUUGCCUUCCCAUACCUGUUCAACAACAUCCCCUUCCAGGUCCAUCUCUCAUGGUACCAUACCCCAAAUGUUGUCUUCAUCAAGACGGAGGACCCCGACUUGCCGGCGUUCUACUUUGAUCCUCUCAUUAACCCCAUCUCACACAGGAACACAGUCAAGGGUACAGAGCCUCUGCCUGACGAUGAUGAAGAGUUUGAGCUGCCCGAGUUUGUGCAGCCAUUCCUUGCUGAAACCCCCCUGUACACUGACAACACAGCAAAUGGCAUUGCUCUGCUGUGGGCACCACGACCUUUCAACCUCCGGUCAGGAAGGAGCAGACGAGCAAUGGAUGUACCGAUUGUCAAAAACUGGUACAGAGAGCACUGUCCAGCCGGCAUGCCAGUGAAGGUGAGAGUGUCCUACCAGAAGCUGCUCAAGUACUACGUUCUCAAUGCCCUCAAACACAAGCCACCCAAGGCUCAGAAGAAAAGGUACCUGUUCAGAUCCUUCAAGGCUACCAAGUUUUUCCAGACCACACAGCUGGACUGGGUUGAAGUUGGCUUGCAGGUUUGUCGUCAAGGUUACAACAUGCUCAACCUCCUCAUCCAUCGUAAAAACCUCAACUAUCUGCAUCUGGACUACAACUUCAAUCUGAAGCCUGUCAAGACCCUCACCACCAAGGAAAGAAAGAAGUCCCGUUUUGGAAAUGCUUUCCACUUGUGUCGUGAGAUCCUGCGUCUGACCAAGCUUGUGGUGGACAGCCAUGUGCAGUACAGACUGGGCAAUGUGGAUGCCUUCCAGCUGUCUGAUGGUAUCCAGUACGUGUUCGCCCACGUGGGUCAGCUGACCGGCAUGUACCGUUACAAGUACAAGCUGAUGAGACAGAUCCGGAUGUGUAAAGAUCUCAAACAUCUCAUCUACUACCGGUUCAACACAGGCCCAGUAGGCAAGGGUCCAGGCUGUGGAAUAUGGGCGCCUGGUUGGAGGGUGUGGCUGUUCUUCAUGCGUGGAAUCACACCCCUUCUGGAGCGUUGGCUUGGCAACUUGCUGUCCAGACAGUUCGAGGGGCGACACUCGAAGGGGGUGGCCAAGACUGUCACAAAACAGAGAGUGGAGAGUCACUUUGAUCUGGAGUUGAGAGCUGCUGUAAUGCACGACAUCCUUGACAUGAUGCCAGAAGGGAUCAAGCAGAACAAGGCCAGGACCAUCCUGCAGCAUCUUAGUGAAGCCUGGAGGUGCUGGAAGGCCAACAUUCCAUGGAAGGUUCCUGGAUUGCCGACCCCAAUAGAAAACAUGAUCCUGAGGUUUGUGAAGGCGAAGGCUGAUUGGUGGACUAACACAGCUCACUACAACAGGGAGAGAAUCAGGAGGGGAGCCACUGUUGACAAAACAGUCUGCAAGAAGAACCUUGGUCGAUUGACCCGACUUUACCUGAAGGCUGAACAGGAGCGACAGCACAACUACCUGAAGGAUGGUCCAUACAUCACUGCUGAGGAGGCAGUGGCUAUCUACACCACUAUGGUCCACUGGCUGGAGUCUCGCCGCUUCUCCCCCAUCCCGUUCCCUCCACUGUCAUACAAACACGACACCAAGCUUCUCAUCCUGGCUCUGGAGAGACUCAAGGAGGCAUACAGUGUAAAGAGUCGACUGAAUCAGUCCCAGAGAGAGGAGCUGGGUUUGAUUGAGCAGGCCUAUGACAACCCUCACGAGGCUUUGUCCAGAAUCAAGCGUCACCUCCUCACACAGAGAGCCUUUAAAGAAGUUGGCAUUGAGUUCAUGGACCUGUACAGCCACCUGAUCCCAGUGUAUGACGUGGAGCCUCUCGAGAAAAUCACCGACGCCUACCUGGAUCAGUAUCUGUGGUACGAGGCUGACAAGAGACGACUCUUCCCUACGUGGAGUAAGCCCUCAGACUCAGAGCCUCCUCCACUCCUGGUGUACAAGUGGUGCCAGGGUAUCAAUAACCUCCAGGAUGUGUGGGACACGAGUGAGGGGGAGUGUAACGUCAUGCUGGAGUCCCACUUUGAGAAGAUGUACGAGAAGAUUGACUUGACGCUACUUAACAGGCUGCUCCGUCUCAUCGUGGAUCACAACAUAGCUGAUUACAUGACAGCCAAGAACAAUGUCGUCAUUAACUAUAAGGACAUGAACCACACCAACUCGUACGGCAUCAUCAGAGGUCUGCAGUUUGCAUCAUUCAUCGUACAGUUCUAUGGGCUGAUCCUGGACCUGCUCGUCCUCGGCCUACACAGAGCCAGUGAGAUGUCCGGCCCGCCACAGAUGCCCAAUGACUUCCUCACAUUCCAGGAUGUGGCAACAGAGACAGCACAUCCUAUACGGCUGUUCUCCCGAUACAUUGAUCGUAUUCACAUUUACUUCAGAUUUACUGCUGAGGAAGCUCGUGACUUGAUCCAGCGCUACUUGACUGAACACCCGGAUCCCAACAAUGAGAACAUAGUGGGUUACAACAACAAGAAGUGUUGGCCGCGAGACUCCAGGAUGAGGCUCAUGAAGCACGAUGUUAAUCUGGGUCGUGCUGUAUUCUGGGACAUCAAGAACCGUCUGCCGAGGUCAGUAACGACGAUACAGUGGGAGAACAGCUUCGUGUCUGUGUACAGCAAGGACAAUCCCAACCUCCUGUUCAACAUGUGUGGCUUUGAGUGCCGUAUCCUUCCCAAGUGCCGAACCACUCACGAGGAGUUCACACACAAGGACGGCGUGUGGAAUCUGCAGAAUGAGGUGACUAAGGAGCGAACAGCUCAGUGUUUUCUGCGCGUUGAUGAGGAAUCCAUGCAGAGGUUCCACAACCGAGUUCGACAGAUCCUCAUGGCAUCAGGAUCCACUACAUUCACAAAGAUCGUCAACAAAUGGAACACAGCUCUUAUUGGUCUGAUGACAUAUUUCCGUGAAGCUGUUGUGAACACACAGGAACUCCUAGAUCUGCUAGUCAAAUGUGAAAACAAAAUCCAGACACGUAUUAAGAUUGGUCUCAACUCCAAAAUGCCUAGUCGUUUCCCUCCAGUCGUGUUCUACACGCCCAAGGAACUGGGGGGCCUGGGUAUGUUGUCCAUGGGUCACGUGUUGAUCCCCCAGUCAGAUCUGAGAUGGUCCAAGCAGACUGAUGUAGGCAUCACUCACUUCCGCUCAGGUAUGAGUCACGAUGAGGAUCAGCUCAUUCCAAACUUGUACAGAUACAUCAUGCCCUGGGAGAGUGAGUUCAUUGAUUCCCAGCGAGUGUGGGCAGAGUACGCUCUCAAGAGACAGGAGGCAAAUGCUCAGAACAGACGUCUGACACUAGAAGAUCUGGAGGACUCCUGGGACCGGGGCAUCCCUCGUAUAAACACGCUGUUCCAGAAAGAUCGUCACACCCUCGCGUACGACAAGGGCUGGCGAGUAAGGACAGACUUCAAGCAGUACCAGGUCCUGAAACAGAACCCCUUCUGGUGGACCCAUCAGCGUCACGACGGCAAGCUGUGGAACCUGAACAACUACCGCACAGACAUGAUCCAGGCCCUAGGAGGUGUGGAGGGCAUUCUGGAACACACACUCUUCAAAGGGACUUACUUCCCCACGUGGGAAGGUCUCUUCUGGGAGAAGGCUAGUGGUUUUGAGGAGUCCAUGAAGUACAAGAAGCUGACCAACGCCCAGAGAUCAGGUCUGAAUCAAAUCCCCAACCGUAGAUUCACGCUGUGGUGGUCACCAACAAUCAACAGAGCUAAUGUGUAUGUAGGUUUCCAGGUGCAGCUGGAUCUGACAGGAAUCUUUAUGCACGGCAAGAUCCCAACUCUGAAGAUCUCCCUCAUCCAGAUCUUCCGAGCUCACUUGUGGCAGAAAAUACACGAGAGUGUUGUCAUGGAUCUUUGUCAGGUGUUUGAUCAAGAGUUGGAUGCCCUGGAGAUUGAGACAGUCCAGAAGGAGACCAUCCAUCCCAGGAAGUCCUACAAGAUGAACAGCUCCUGUGCUGACAUCCUGCUGUUUGCUGCGUACAAGUGGAACGUCUCCAAACCAUCUCUACUGGCAGACUCAAAGGAUGUGAUGGAUGGAGCCACUACCCAGAAGUAUUGGAUUGAUGUGCAGCUGAGAUGGGGAGAUUACGACUCUCACGACAUUGAGAGAUAUGCUCGAGCCAAGUUCCUGGACUACACCACAGACAACAUGAGUAUCUACCCCUCACCCACUGGGCUCCUCAUAGCUGUCGACCUGGCCUACAACCUACACAGUGCCUAUGGUAACUGGUUCCCUGGGUGCAAGCCACUGAUUCAGCAAGCCCUGGCUAAGAUCAUGAAGGCCAACCCAGCCCUGUAUGUGUUGAGGGAGAGGAUCAGGAAGGGUCUCCAGCUGUACUCCUCAGAGCCCACUGAGCCGUACCUCAGCUCCCAGAACUAUGGAGAACUCUUCUCCAACCAGAUCAUCUGGUUCGUGGACGACACCAACGUGUACAGAGUCACCAUCCACAAGACAUUUGAGGGUAACUUGACCACAAAGCCCAUCAAUGGCGCUAUCUUCAUCUUCAACCCCAGAACUGGUCAGCUCUUCCUCAAGAUCAUCCACACCUCUGUGUGGGCUGGACAGAAGCGUCUUGGUCAGCUGGCUAAAUGGAAGACUGCUGAGGAAGUAGCUGCUCUGAUUCGAUCUCUUCCCGUGGAGGAGCAGCCCAAACAGAUCAUUGUCACAAGAAAAGGCAUGUUGGAUCCACUCGAGGUCCAUUUGCUGGAUUUCCCCAAUAUUGUCAUCAAGGGCAGUGAACUCCAGUUGCCUUUCCAGGCUUGUUUGAAGGUGGAGAAGUUCGGAGAUCUGAUUCUGAAGGCUACAGAACCCCAGAUGGUACUAUUCAACCUGUAUGAUGACUGGCUGAAGACCAUCUCCUCAUACACGGCGUUCUCUCGUCUGAUCUUGAUCUUGAGGGCUCUGCAUGUGAACAAUGACAAGACAAAGAUAGUGCUUAAGCCAGACAAAACCACCAUCACUGAAAUCCAUCAUAUCUGGCCCACGCUCACUGACGAGGAGUGGAUGAAGAUUGAAGUCCAGCUGAAGGAUCUCAUCCUGGCGGACUAUGGCAAGAAGAACAAUGUGAAUGUAGCCUCUUUGACUCAGUCUGAGAUCCGAGAUAUCAUUCUGGGUAUGGAGAUCUCUGCGCCGUCCGCACAAAGACAGCAGAUUGCCGAGAUCGAGAAACAGACCAAGGAGCAGUCCCAGCUGACAGCUACCACAACUCGGACAGUCAACAAACAUGGUGACGAGAUCAUCACCUCCACCACCAGCAACUACGAAUCAGCCACUUUCUCCUCCAAGACUGAGUGGCGAGUCCGAGCCAUCUCAGCAACCAAUCUUCAUCUGCGUACCAAUCACAUCUAUGUGUCAUCGGACGACAUCAAAGAGACUGGCUACACUUACAUUCUGCCCAAAAAUAUCCUCAAGAAAUUUAUAAUCAUCUCGGAUCUGAGAGCACAGAUUGCGGGUUACCUGUAUGGAGUUAGCCCCCCUGACAACCCCCAGGUGAAGGAGAUCCGGUGUAUCGUGAUGCCGCCCCAGUGGGGGACCCAUCAGACCGUCCACCUGCCCAACAUACAACCAGAGCAUGAAUAUCUCAAGGAAAUGGAACCGCUGGGUUGGAUUCACACUCAGCCGAAUGAGUUGCCACAGUUGUCUCCCCAGGAUAUCACUACACAUGCCAAGGUGAUGGCGGACAAUUCCAGCUGGGAUGGAGAAAAGACUGUUAUCAUCACAUGCAGUUUCACCCCCGGCUCCUGUUCACUGACAGCCUACAAGCUGACUCCCAGUGGUUAUGAGUGGGGUCGCCAGAACAAGGACACCGGCAACAACCCCAAGGGUUACCUCCCCUCUCACUAUGAGCGAGUACAGAUGUUGUUGUCUGACAGAUUCCUCGGUUUCUUCAUGGUGCCUGGGCAGAGUUCAUGGAACUACAACUUCAUGGGUGUUCGACAUGACCCCAACAUGAAGUAUGACCUUCACCUUGCCAACCCGAAGGAAUUCUACCAUGAGGUUCAUCGACCGUCCCACUUCCUCAACUUCAGUACCAUGGAAGAUCAGGAGGUGAUCGGUGCAGACAGAGAGGACAUGUUCCAGUGAGAGUGUCACAACUCUCUCCAUGCUUGAAGCACAACUUGAUAGUGUUCAGAAUUUUUGAAUGUCACUCCUUUGCAAAAGUUAAGAGCAUCAACAUAUUUUCAUAAUAUAUUUAUAUAUUAUAUCAGUUUGUGAAUAAGCCAAAUAAGAACUGGUGUCUCUGCAUUGUUUCUGGUGAGAUUUUGGGAACUGCCAAGGUUGCUUAGAAAAAAUUUAUUCAUUAUCAAAUUUAUUUUAUUGUUGGUGAAAAUAAAUCUUGUUGGAAACUGAUAGAUUUAAAAAAAAUAUAUAGACAGAACAAACUUGAAAUAGUGUUUCAUAUCUGUAUGAAGUGCCCGAGUCAUUCAGUGCUAUUUUGUUUUUAUGUUUCCACAUAAAUUAAGACAAAAAUAACAUCUCAUUCUCUUCUGGCAAACUGCCCAGCCUUCUAGAGAUUCUUAUCACAUCCUGCUGGCUGGUGCAUAUUGUAGAUGGAGAUAUUUUGUUACCUUGUAAAUGAAGAUUUAUUUAUUUAGAUGUGAAAGAAAUAUGGAAAAAAUCUAUUGCAGAUGAGAAAUCAUGUCCUUGAUUUCUGAAGAUGAACAUUGUGAAUGUUUUGCAAGUGCUGGAGUUUUUCUAAUUGUCUAAAACACGACCAAAUUGUUGUAAAUAUGUAUAGGUUUGUAACUCAUCAUGCAGCACACGAUACAGUUUGUAUUUUACUGUUACUCAUCUUAAUUGUAAGAGUCAAUUGCUUAGACAAAAUUCAUAAGACAUUGGUGUAAAUAUGAAAUCAUGUACAUGUUUCUAUAAUAUGUGAAUAAAUUUCUAUAAGGCAAAA